GGCGGCGACAGCCCUCUUCAAUUUUUCAAUUAAUAUACUCUCUGAGAGUGGAACAGUGGCGCUCAUGACACAUCUAGCGUCUUCUUAAGAUACUAUAUCUAUGGGCGUAACUAAACAGCUGCCGCGGCAGAGGGUAAGGCGGAAAGUAUUAUCCAAGAAUUAUGCAGCAUACGUAAGGAUAAAAUAGAGCUGUGAAACAUUUCUUCGUGAUUUCAUAUUGCCCUUCUGCUUGGAAGUAUGGCUAUUAAUUUGGAUAUAAAAGUCAAGAGGGCUAAUAAAGUAUAUCAUGAAGGAGAAAAAAUUACAGGAUUAAUUUUAAUACAAUCUCCAUCAGAUAUAAAACAUGAUGGUAUUUCUUUAACGAUGGAAGGUACUGUCAAUUUACAACUUAGUGCAAAGAAUGUUGGCAUAUUUGAAGCAUUUUACAAUUCUGUGAAGCCUAUUCAGCUUGUUGGAAUGACUUCAGAAGUUGCUCCUGCAGGAAAAAUACCUAGUGGUAAAACAGAAAUACCAUUUGAAUUUCCUCUUACUCCACGUGCAAACAAAAUUCUUUACGAAACAUAUCAUGGAGUGUUCGUUAACAUUCAGUAUCUGUUACGAUGCGAAAUGAAGAGAAGUUUUUUAGCAAAAGAUCUUGUUAAAGUGGCUGAGUUUAUUGUGGAGUAUAAGCCAUCUGGUUCUGAGAAAGCAACUCCACAUCCUGUGAAAUUCUCUAUUACACCAGAAUCUUUGCAGAAUGUCAAGGAUAAGAGUCGAAUACCCAGGUUCUCAGUAACAGGUCAUUUAGAUUCAACAGUUUGUUGUAUAACUAAACCAUUUACUGGAGAGUUAGUUGUUGAAAGCUGUGAAGUUCCUAUUAAAUCUGUAGAAUUACAAUUAGUACGUGUUGAGACAUGUGGCUGUGCUGAAGGUUAUGCUAAAGAUGCUACGGAAAUACAGAAUAUUCAAAUAGGUGAAGGUAAUGUACCCUGUGGAAUUGCAAUACCAAUAUACAUGGUAUUUCCUCGUUUAUUUACAUGCCCUACUCUCUCAACAAGUAACUUCAAAGUUGGUUAGUUUUCAAGUUUACAUAAUACUUUGUACACAUGCAAGUAACUGAAAUAUUUCCAUAGUGUAUUAUAUUCCAUUAACAAGGGAAUCAAAAGAUUUAAAACAAAUAGUUUAUGGCCUUCUGAGAUUCAUUUUAUCAAUCUGAAUCGUUUUGAAUUUCUCCAUAAGGGAGAAUUUUUUGUUGAUCUUCCAUUAUUGUCUUUUCGCAGUUUCAUGACAUUGUCUUUCUAUUACAGAAUUUGAAGUUAACAUUGUUAUAAUAUUUCAAGAUGAUCAUUUGAUAACUGAGAAUUUUCGAAUAGUCCUGUCUCGAUAUUAAAUGUUUUGGACUAGCUGAAGAAAUGCGAUUGUUUGUAUCAUAACUGGAUAUUGCACUAUGUUGCAAUUCAUAUAGACAAUGCAAAGAAAGUGAACCAAUAACUACAAAACCAUAGAAACUGAAGCAGUAGACUGGAAAGAAGAAUAUCCAUUUUAGUACCUCAGCAAAACUUUUGCUCAGUUAAACUAUCCGAAAGCUCUCUUUUUGUUACUUGGCAAAUUAAAAAAGCAGACUCCAAGAAAAUAUGCCAGAUGAUGGAAUUAUCAAAUACAAGAAUGAAGCAAUAUAAUAAAAAAAUGCUAUGGGAUAUAAAAAACAAUAUUAACAUGACAAACUGCAAAAUAGACAUGAUAUCAGACUGGACUCGGGAAAGAAGAAGAACAAGGAAUGCCCUCAUAGACAAAAUGGAAGAAGAUAAUGAUGAACGUGACAAGAGACAGAUGUCCAGAAGGAAGAAGGGCGGUACGACUUAGAACAAGAUGGAAAGUCUGUGAAAGUGUGACAGUGUGAACAAUGUAAAAUGUGAAGUUAUGAAAGUGAUUAUAUGAAAUGUCAGUUGUUUUAAAACAAAUUUCCUUUGCAUAAAAAUAGUCUACAGCUUUAAAUAAAAGAAAGAAGAAAACAGAUCAAAAACCUAAAGAAUACUGAAAAAAUGUGUUAGCUCUUGGCAUGUCUUAAAGAAAAUGACCUUCAUUGGAAAUAUCUGAUAUAGGUGUUGAAAUUCUUACUAUCUUUUCAAGUAUUACUUUAUAUCAUGCAUGGUUUGAAUAAAAUGUAUAAAUAGGGAAUUAAAUGUGUGUAAAUACCUAGAGAGGGUGCAUUUUUAAUGAAUUUGUUAUAUAAUCCAGGUCCUUUCUGUUGUGACUAGUAUUUUGCUAAUGCAUUUGAAGUUUAUAUAAUUCUGUUUGUAUAUAUGUUUUAUACUCUAUUAAAAAACACUAAGAACUAUGUCACAG
Messenger RNA from Gryllus bimaculatus (two-spotted cricket), 2325 nucleotides. NCBI's taxonomy places the organism in Eukaryota, Metazoa, Arthropoda, Insecta, Orthoptera, Gryllidae. The record is from the annotation of a GenBank genome assembly.